CUCAUCGCCCUCAUCCUCAAAAAUCUGUUGACUUUGGUGGCGCUUAGCAUUUCUGAAUUCUUGAGUGUGUUAAUAAAAUAACAAAAGGCAAAAAUAAGAAAGGAGAAAAAACAAAAAUCCAAUCACAGGAAUAUUAUUCUUCUUCUAAUCAUAGACAGUUUUCAUUACUUUGUUGCCUUCCCCAAAAAGAAACAUUUUGUUAGGCCAUUUGUGUUUUUUUCUUCCCUUCUUUUGGUGAAAUUAUCCAUUGCUCACCAUCUUCAAUCCUGCCAGAAUUAUCCCAAAUUCCAUUCUAUUUUGGGAGCAACUGAUCAAACCCCUUGUUCCAUCAAUUCAGAUUCAUUUUCUAAUAUAGGAGGAGAUAGUAAAUGGCCAACAGCCGUUUGUGAUUUAUGUUUUCUGGUGUUUUGUUGAAGGCUGGAGAUGUCUGUGAGACAGGAUAAUUCUGAUGGAACUAUUUCUUCCCUGCAAGAUUUCUUCUUUUCAGACAAACACAGUUGGAGUAAGAAGGAUCGGCCCAAAAAUGCCGGACCACAGCGAAAACUGGAGAAACUGCUGAAUCUAUCAGGGAAUAAGAUUUGUGCAGAUUGUGGAUCACCAGAUCCGAAAUGGGUGUCCUUAAGUCAUGGAGUAUUUAUUUGUAUCAAGUGUUCUGGUGUUCAUAGAAGCCUUGGAGUACACAUAUCAAAGGUUCUAUCAAUCAAGCUAGAUGAAUGGACAGAUGAGCAAGUGAAUAAUUUCAUUGAUUUGGGUGGCAAUACUACAGCAAACAACAAGUAUGAAGCUUCCAUUCCAGAAGAAUACGAAAAACCAAAGCCAGACGCAUCUAUAGAUGAGCGAACUGAAUUCAUUAGGAGAAAAUAUGAGCUGCUUCAAUUUUUUGGCACUGAUGAUCAAGUGACCUCUGCUCGACCCCAAAGAUCUCCAUCAUCCUCCCAAGACAAGAGGCAAUAUGACAAGCAAGCAACAAGACAUCGUAUUGGGAAUGCAUUUCGUAACAGCUGGGGAAGAAAAGAUGCCGACUACAAGAACUCCAAAAAGAACAGCUCUAUGGCAGGUAUGAUUGAAUUUAUUGGAUUAAUCAAGGUUAAUGUGGUAAAGGGAACUAAUCUAGCAGUUCGGGAUGUAGUAACUAGUGACCCAUAUGUCAUCCUAGCACUUGGUCACCAAUCUGUGAGAACACGUGUCAUAAAGAACAACCUGAAUCCAGUUUGGAAUGAGAGUCUAAUGUUGUCCAUCCCGGAACAUAUUCCUCCUCUAAAAUUGAUUGUCUAUGAUAAAGAUACAUUCACCACUGAUGAUUUUAUGGGUGAGGCAGAAAUAGACAUUCAACCUCUUGUCGCUGCUGCCAAAGCCUAUGAAGCUUCAACAAUCACCGAGCCGAUGCAGCUUGGGAAGUGGGUAGCAAGCAAAGACAACACUCUAGUGAAGGAUGGUAUCAUUACCUUAGUAGAUGGGAGGGUAAAACAAGACAUAAGCCUCAGACUACAAAAUGUGGAGAGGGGGGUGCUAGAAAUUGAGCUUGAAUGCGUUCCUCUUACUCAAUAGUUAUACCAAUAUACUCAAUCCCCAUCUACUGGAAGAUGCAUUAUAGGAACAAAUGUUUAUCCUGCUGCUAUUUCUUGUAUACUUCUAUACAGUCCUUGUUUUCAGGGAAUCUUAGAAUUUUCCUGAUGAUUUGGUUUUGUGGACAGUUUGUAAGCUUUUGUAGUUAAUAAUCACAGCUCAAAAUGUUAAUCUGGGUGAACUGCCCCAAUACAGUACACUUGCUGGUUUUAUGGCAGCUCUAUUAUUAGAAACAUUGUAAUCAGCCAUGUCUGCUGAACUUCUUUCCUGAAAGACAAUUCAUUGUUUAGUCCAGUAUUUGCAGAUUUCUUGAUGA
Manihot esculenta (cassava) is the source of this 1882-nucleotide messenger RNA. RefSeq names its product probable ADP-ribosylation factor GTPase-activating protein AGD11. The coding region runs from base 424 to 1548 and encodes 374 amino acids. The record is from RefSeq and is a predicted model, not a curated record. The transcript is spliced from 11 exons. Lineage: Eukaryota; Viridiplantae; Streptophyta; Magnoliopsida; Malpighiales; Euphorbiaceae. Gene Ontology annotation, molecular function: GTPase activator activity; phospholipid binding.